AUGGUGUUACACGGGUACAAAGUGAAUUCUGCGAAACUUGCCAAUGGGGAAUUAGUAGCACAGAAUGAUCACGUAUACGUAUCUUUACCUUGGUCUGAAAGAGAUGGUACCCCGUAUAAUAUAGCUCGUAUAAUCGAGUUCUUACCUCCUCAUACUACACCUAAAAAGGGUUCAAGAGUAGUUUCUUCAGGUUCCGAGAUAAUGGUUCGAUUAAGUCUUUAUUACAGACCACCAGAUAUAUCGUUGAGACCCAUAAACGAUUUUCGUUUACUCUUGGCAGCUAUUCAUACGGAUAUCCAACCUUUAUCAAACGUUAGAGGAAGAUGUUAUGUGAGGCAUAAAGAUAGAAUUGACGAUUUGUUAAAAUGGAAAAAACUACCUGAUCAUUUCUACUUUGUUAAAUUCUAUGAUCCUUAUAUCAAAAGAGAAUUCGAGGUCAUAAGGACUGAAGGCGUUAAUAACAUCCCACCUGAGGUCAAGGCGGCCCUCAUGUCCAGAUAUGAAUACCUGGUGACGGAACGAGAAAUGGUAUCCGAUCUUACAGAAGCAUUCCGAAGUUGUUGUGUCUGUAAUCAAUGGGCUUCAUAUCAGGAGUCCGUACGAUGCGAAGCUUGCAAGAAACAUUAUCACAUGUCAUGUCUCACCCCUCCUCUAGUCGGUAAACCAGCAAAAGGUUACUCAUGGUUCUGCAUACCUUGUUCUGUACAGCGUCAUAGAGAUGUGGAAUCUGCAAAAUUCCGUUUUACCACCAACGGUGCACCUCCAGCGAUAGGGAAAAACAAACAAAAAGCUAAAGAGAAAUCCACAGCAACGGAUUCAAGGCCAGAUGUUACGUUCAGGGGUUGGCCUUGGAGAUAUUUUGGUGUAUAUACGACUCCUGAAGAUGCAUUAGAUCCGGAAGAUGGUAUAUUCCCUCGAGCAGCUACGAGAGUAGGAUCAAAGUAUCAAGUCAACGUCCCAUCUUGGGAAGAUCAAGAAACACCUCAUGUACCGGGUGUAGUAGAAGUGGAAGCUGGACCUUCGAGGCAUGGCUUGAUGGAAAGAGGUUUUGAACCCGGAGAUAGGAAGUACGAAUCCACGAUAGAUGUCAGAUCGAAGCCGAGUGAUGAUUUGAAUGCCUAUAUGGACGAAGUGCGACUGCUCAAACUUGCUGUUCCACCUCACGAUGUCGAGAGACUGAAUCUUGCCAUUGACUGCUACACUGCGAUGGGGAGAGAGAAAGCAAUAAACUUCAUGCGUCGUACGAAAUUAGCUGAUUUUAAGCCCAUACACUUCUCAGACAAGGAGACAACGAUAUUCGAAGCUGAGCUAGAACGUAAUGGAGGACUUGAAACGCACGAAACUGCCAAAUUACUAAGUCGAACUCCAGCAGAGGUCCUUCGUUUCUCGUACAUAUGGAAGAAUCGACAAUUGUCAAAGGAGAAUGAAGCUCUUCGACACCAUCAUAAGGUAUCAACUUCCCACGCUAGACAAAACAAAACCCUUGGUGCUCCUUCUUUAGGUAGGAUGAGAGCUGCGAAUGCCGAUAAUUCAGAUGACGAAGUUUCGCUAUAUGGGUCAGAUGUCACAAAGAAGAAGGAAAUGAAAUGUGCCGCUUGUUCUACGAAGAUAAGUGGUGUUUGGUGGAGAUGUCCUAGGACAGUACAAGGAGAAGCUAUGUGCGAAGAUUGCGGUUCGAACUAUAGAAAAUACGGAGUCAUAUCCUUCGUCAAAUCUGAGGAUAGUAAGAAGACUGACAAGAAAGAGGUGACUACCAAGAAGGCAAAGGGAGAAAUAAGUGGUACCACUACUCCUGUACCGCCGCCACCACCGAAACUUCCACCCUGCGCAAGUUGCAAGAAGAUGGAACCAAAGUCUAUGAUGGCUAGAUGCAAGAACUGUACAUAUUCAGUACAUGCAGGGUGUUAUGGUAUUCCAUCGCAGGACAUGGGUCCAGCCUGGGAAUGCGAUUUGUGUAUAAAUGCAAAGUCGGAAGAGAAUAACCUGGAACCACAAUGCGUACUUUGUCCGUUGGAUCUGACACCCGUAACGUCCAAAAUCAAACGUAAACCAACUCAACAUGCAGAAUUCGACCUGCUUUCAGCUUUGAAACCUACGGAAGGAAGACGAUGGGCACAUAUUCUAUGUUCGGCUUACAUACCUGAAGUAGGGUAUGCUGAACCUGCUAGAUUGAAAACUGUUGAAGGUAUAACGGAGAUUACAGCUUCUAGAUGGCAAAAUACAUGUUCGUUGUGUAAUCAAGUAGAGGGAGCUGUGAUUGGAUGUACGGACUGUGAAGCUCUUUUCCAUCCUGCUUGUGCUUGGUUGUCAGGUCACAAAGUUGGUUUUGAGUUUAGCUUGGCUAAACCGGGUAGGCACGGUACUGUCACAGUGACCAAAUUCAAAGAUUCAGAAGGAGUCAUGGGUCCAGGUAUAUGGUGCAAAUCACAUGAUCUAGAAGGUAGGGUAAUAUAUGAUCUACAUGAGAUAGAUCCGGAGCAAAAUGAGACCGCCCUUCAAGUCUACGUUGGAGCUUAUAAAGCUAUACCGCCACAUGAUUCUUUCCCGCUGCUUCGAAAAGCUAAAAGACUGGAACCUUUUUUGCCUUCUUAUCAAACCAAUCUCCCUGUCCCCACCGAUAUUACAACACUUUGUGCAGAUUGUGGUGUUGAUGUCUCACCAUUGUGGUAUGACGUCUCAUCAACAAAUUCAGCACAAUCCGGAAUCAAAGAUGAAAAAAUGGAAAUUGACGGCGAAGAAAAUCAGGGACCACAUAUCAAUGGUCAUGGUAAUGGCACAAGAAUAAAAUGUAAUAAAAAAGUUUGCCAUUUAUGUGGAUUUAAAUAUCGAUGA
Messenger RNA from Kwoniella shivajii, 2832 nucleotides. RefSeq lists its product as uncharacterized. Bases 1 to 2832 code for a protein of 943 amino acids. The transcript is spliced from 17 exons. The record is from RefSeq and is a predicted model, not a curated record. Gene Ontology annotation, molecular function: chromatin binding; ubiquitin-protein transferase activity. Lineage: Eukaryota; Fungi; Basidiomycota; Tremellomycetes; Tremellales; Cryptococcaceae. Gene Ontology annotation, biological process: histone catabolic process. Gene Ontology annotation, cellular component: Lid2 complex.